GUAGAAUAUACAAUUAUGUCUUCAUCUCAGCUGUUCAUCUCUGACGAUCUCAUUGCUGAGGUAUUAUCUCUUCUCAAAGUGAAAUCAGUUCUUCGAUUCAGAUGUGUUAACAAGCAUUGGGAUACUCUCAUUUCCGAUCCCACUUUUGUGAAAUUGCAUCUGGAGAAAUCAGCAAAACAAAAUCCUCACUUCUUACUCAUCACUGAACAUAUAACACAUAUCCCAGGUGAGUCACCCAAUGGCAGUGAUGAUAAAAGUGAGUAUGAAUGCGGUGUCAUUCCCUACUCUGUAAGCAGCUUACUCGAGAAUCCCUCGUUCGACCUUUCCGUCGACUCUUACUACUUGAUGCAACACAAAGGAUGCUCUAAAAUAGUUGGUUCCUACAAUGGAUUGAUCUGUUUAAGUGGUGAAUCAUACGGCCGCGAGUAUUAUGAGUGUUGGUUCCGAUUAUGGAACCCAGCCACCAAGGCAACAUCGCCAAAAUUAGGGUUCUUACGCUUAUUUCACAAUCGUCCCGGCUGCGCUGCCGAUAAUGGCUAUUUCAAUUUUACCUUUGGUUAUGAUAACUCUACAGGCACUUAUAAGAUAUUUGCCUCACGUUACGUUUUUCGUAAAAGGAGAAGCGAGGUCAGAAUUCUAUGUUUGGGUGAUGAUGUUUGGAGAGAUAUUCAAACUUUCCCUGUUGAGCCCUUGUGCUUGUCCUCUUGUCAAACUGGUGUGUCUUUCAAAAGCACUAUUAACUGGUUGGCCAUUAAUAAUAUAAUUUACUACAGCUGUAAUACUUAUAAGGAUAUUACUAUUGAUCAAUUUUUGAUUGUUUCGUUUGAUUUGAGCACAGAGACAUACAAUCAGUACUCAUUGCCUCCUGAGUUUGAUCAAGUUCCACCUAGAGCUCCAAUUAUUGGUGUGUUGGGAGACUCUCUUUGUUUUUCUUACCGUUAUAAGGAAACCGAUCUAAUUAUAUGGCAGAUGAAGAAAUUUGGGGUCGAAGAUUCUUGGUCUCAAUUUCUUAAAAUUAGUUGUCACUCUCUUCAAAUUCAUUAUGACUAUACUGAAUAUAUGAAGUUUUUUUUUAAAUUGGUUCCACUAUUUCUUUCUAAGGAUGGUGAUACACUGAUACUUAAAUGCUUUCAAGAAGACCAAGAAAUUCUCUAUAAUUGGAGAAAUAAUACAGUAGUGCGAACAAAAAUUUCUGCAAGUACAACAACUACUGAUGACAGAACUGUUCAUUAUGUCUCUUGCACAGCCAAUGACCAUAUUGAAAGCUUAGUUUCAGUUUUUCUGAAAAAUUAGGAGGAUCACCGAGACCUAAUACAAUGUGGAAAUUAAGAGCUUAGAAGAAGAGCAGUGUCUAGGGAGGAUGAAUUCAAAGGAACAUGGUUUGAAUUAGUUUGGAUUUUAGAAUGAAAUUUGUCCAGGUUUUUGGAACAUGAUUUGUUAAUGUACUUUGUUAUAAACCUUUUAUUUUUAACUAUGUUGAUUUGGAUAGGGAAAUACCUCAUUGGACACUUUCAUUUGUUGGAUUUUCAUCUUGCUUUUUAUAUUCAAAAAUUUCAGUUAGGUGCAUUCGGUUGUUUAUGUUUGAAUUAGUUGGGAGAGACUACAUAAUGUUGGCUUUUCUAUUUCAGCAACAAUUUGUCUUUCUUGUAACCAACUUUGAAGGCAUUUAUUCUCAGAGUAUUGUGACAAUAGUAAUCCAUCAGUGCUAUUAAGAUAGAUGAAUCACCAACACCACAUGACUCACCACCGUCAACAACACCAUCAAAGUCAAGUUUGGCUACAGGAAGGAAAGAAAAGGUAGUGAAAAUAAAGAGAUUGGCGUCGGCGUCGAGAUCUGGUGGGUGGCAUCAAAGAUCGAUGUAUGUAAUGCAAUGACUCAAAUUGAUAUGGAAGAUAUUUAAGCUAAGCCUCAUAAAGUUAUUGGUUGAUUUUAAUUCAUUGUCAUGGAAAAUCUCAAUAGUUUCUAGUCUAACUUGCAGGCAUAUAAAGGUUGGUUGAGUGAUUGCUAUCAUGAGAUUAAAAGUUUCAGAUUUCAUGAAUUUAAUGAUGUUUCUUUAACUAUAUAUAUGUAUGUUUUGGUUGGUUUAUAAGUGUUUAAUCUUGUAUUCCUUAAUGUUUAACCUCGUAUUCUUUCAUUUUGUUUAACGAUUCCUUAAUUUUGAUGUAAUUUUCUGUGACACUUGAAGAUGCUGUGCCAAUUUAAGUUAUCAAAACAUAGGAGACACCAGGUUAGCAGUUGAACUCGUUGUCAAAAUGAUCUUUAGUAGGAAACUUGAUGCUUAGAGCAUAAGCAAAGUAUAUGUAUAAAAUAGUUGAAUUAUAUUCUUGUGAAUCUUGUAGUCACAUAGAUAAUUCGUUAAUUUUAUUGAGCCUACGACUUUAGGUUUGAUUUUGAUACCUCGGGUGUGUGUUCUGUUUUAAAUAUAGGUGAAUAGGUUGGUUAACAGUUGUCGAUUUCGAUUGGCUUCCGAUUAUAAGAACAUUAUUGUAGUGACUCCCUUUAGCGUUGCACCACUAGUUUUUGUUUGCUUCCUGAGAUUAGUGACAUAAAUAGGUUCUCGUGGAAGUGUGUGUGAUGAGUUGUUGAUUGGUCUAAUGUUCUUAUCAGUUUGCUUAACUGAUUUCCAACAAUAGUCCAGUGCAACAGUAGACAUUGUGGCACAUGCAUAAUGCAAACACACCUUAUUUGCUGCAUAGGCAAUUUCAUAUAUAUCAGAUAGCAUAACUAAAAUGGAUCUGUAGGUUGCAGGUUCAUCAAAUCCAACUAAUUUGAACAAAACUUGAACUGUUGGACAUUGAAAUUAGCAAGCAUUAGGCAAACAGGCAGAUGUGCGUUUUUUUCAGCAACCAUAUUUGUUGUUGAAAUCCAAAAAAGCAGAGAAAUUUUUGGUCAAGUCUAUUAUAUCUUAGUUAUGCAUGCAUAAGAUUUAUCACUACUCACUAGACCCUUCUUUGUGUAUUUGAAUCACUAGACCCUUCUUUGUGUAUUUGAAUUCUGUUGGUCAAUUGUUUUCUCUUGUAAGGGUUGAGUACCCCUAGUACUCUCUUUUAAUACAAGAGUUAUUUAUGGAAAAAAAACUUGUGUAUUUGAAUUUUGUUGGUCAAUUGUUUUCUCUUGUAAGGGUUGAGUACCCUAAUACUCUCUUUUAAUACCAGAGUUAUUUAUGAAAAAAAACUAGGCCCUUCUCUUUUAAUACAAGAGUUAUUUAUGGAAAAAAACUAGGCCCUUGUAGAUAGAAAAAACAAUCAUGGCGUCGCAGUGGUGACGCUCCUUAUUGUCGGUAUGUCACAAUCAUUAUCAAACAACGCAAGUAAUCUGUUAAACCUUUAGGCUAUGUUUGAAAGUUUGGAGGGGGAGGAAAA
Molecule: messenger RNA, 3363 nt
Organism: Vicia villosa (hairy vetch)
Lineage: Eukaryota; Viridiplantae; Streptophyta; Magnoliopsida; Fabales; Fabaceae
Product: F-box/kelch-repeat protein At3g23880-like
Exons: 2
Coding region: 16-1293 (425 amino acids)
Molecular function (GO): protein binding
Source: RefSeq, a predicted model, not a curated record